CUCCAUCCGCACUCUUCUCAUCCCUAACCCCCUAUCUCACACACACACACACACACACACGCUUUCGUCUCGGCGCAUCUUCAUCUGCGCAGUCCUGCCAUGUCGCUUCAUCUUCAUCCUCCAUGUACACACUGGACAUCAUGAAAUCAGUGCAUUGAACCGAUGACCAACAGGAUCAAACUGUCUGUGGAAUCUUCAUUGGCAUAAUGAACUUUGCACCCUUCCUUUCACUCUACUUGAUCCUGCACAAUAUAAGAGAUGUGUUAGCAGGGCAGUGCUGGCAGGGGCCAAGGUAUUCUGAGGCGGUAGUUUCUCCUGAGCUGAGGAGCAGCAGCAUCCUGAGAGUUCCCGAGGUGUUGACUCUGGCCCAAUGUGAAGGUGCCUGCUGUGAUCUUCCAGGCUGCGACCUGGCCUGGUUUUUUGACAGACGGUGCUACAUUCUCAGCUGUCAACAAAAAGAAAACUGCCAGCCUAUAAAGAGGCCUGGGACAGACUCACGGUUGACCUUCCUACAGCGCCGACGCCCACAGACCCUUGUCUUGCAGUCACUGGUACGGGGUGAGCCUUAUGCCAGUCACUGGCAUCCAUUACCCAGACGCAGGGGGCCAGAGAAUAAUCUGAAGGACCUGGCUUUACUGGAGGACAUUCAAGGCUUGGAAAACAAUGCAGUGGAGUAUGAUGACAGUUACAGGACUGUAGAAGAUGACAUCAGUGAAGAGAGGACUGCUUCAAGAAUGGAACAGGAGAAGAGUCAAGGAAUUCUUGACUGGCCUCUUGAUGAAAGAGAUGGAUUUAACUUCUCAGACACAGGGGGAGGAAAAAUAAAUCUCUCUGUAAUAGAGAGUACUGAGGGGAGCCAAGUCACUCCCAGCUCCUCUCUAGCAGUGACAAAUGGAAGCAGAACAUCUGUGAGUCCAGCAGAACCUUCAUGGAGUCCUUCAGCAUUGAGUUUGCCUACUGUAAAAGAUGAGGAAGACCAGUUUAACAUCUCCUUAAUGGGCUUGGACCCAACAGCCAGGCCAGAGAUAAUAAGUGAUGAUCUGUCCAAACUGAGCCAAGUUAGCAGUUCUGUCCCAUCUAUAUCUAACAUGGGAUCUACAACCCCCAGCACCUCUUCACUUCCAGUGGAAGCCUUGGUUGUGUCCAUUGGAGACGUUGAUGACAUAACGCUACCUAAGAAUGCUGUAGAACUCACUGCCUCAGUCGAUUCACAAACUGAACCUGAGAACCCUUAUACGUAUGAAUGGAGUUUUGUUAGUGCGCCAGUUGGAUAUCCAGGCGUGAUGGAGGGAAAACACAAGAGGACUGUAAAGGUCUCUGAGCUGUCUUCAGGUGUGUAUGUAGUCAAAAUAAGUGUGACAGGGAUGCAGGCCUAUGGGGAAAGUGCUGUAAACUUCACAGUGCAUCCUGAGGUUAGCCUGAACAUGUCUCCUAAAUCAGUUGCUCUGCCAAAACACCAGGAUGUAUCACCAUCUACUGAUACCAUCAUUUUCAUUAAUGGCAGCCAAAGUUUUGAUGAUUCGGGUAUCGUCAGUUACCUGUGGGAACAGGUGGAUGGACCAUUGAGAACCAGCGAUGUACCUUUGAACACACCUGUACUCGCGCUGCAGAACCUCUCUCCUGGAGACUAUACAUUCAGGCUGACGGUUGUGGAUUCUGAGGGACUGAGUGACUCCACCACUGCCACAGUGAGAGUCAGCAGUCCUAAAGACGAGCCACCAGUGGCUAUAGCAGGCACUGACCAGGUCAUAAGGCUUCCUCUGAACCACCUGACUUUGUGGGCCAAUCAGAGUAGAGAUGACCAUUCCAUCAGCGGCUUCCUGUGGAGCCUUCAGCCCAGCAGCCCAGCCAAAUCAGCAACAAUGCAGGAUGCCAGAUCUCCAGCUCUAGAGCUCUCUGAUCUACAGGAGGGUCAGUACACAUUCCAGCUCACCGUCACUGACUCCAGCGGCCAACAGGAUUCAGACACAGUUUCAGUCACGGUGCUUGGUGAGAACAAAGCUCCUGUAGCUGUGGCAGGUCCUGACAGAGAACUGAUUCUUCCGGUGAGCAGCAUCACGCUGAAUGGCAGUGACAGCACUGAUGAUCAAGCUGUCACCAGCUACCAGUGGGAAAUACUGAGUGGUCCUCCUGGAUCAGUGAUAAAGGAUGCCAGCAUAGCAGUUGCAUUGGUAACAGGCCUGCGAGCUGGGACUUACAGGUUUAAACUGAUGGUGCAGGAUGAACAGGGAGCAUCUGACAGCACUAUUCUCACAGUUACAAUCAAACAAGCUGAAAGCCUGCCUCUCACUGCCCAUGCAAGUGGUAGUCACACACUUACCUUACCCAAUAACUCUCUGGUGCUGAGAGGCUCUGUGUCGAACUGUGGCUCUGCAAAUGUGUCCUUUCUAUGGGUCAGAGACGAGCAGAGUCCAGCUGCAGGGGAUGUUCUGUAUGUUUCAGAUCAUGAGGCUACUUUGUACCUGGCAAACCUUGUAGAGGGCACUUACCUGUUCCAGCUACGAGUCAGUGAUGGUCAGGGUCACUCCAGCACUGCUACGGCCACAGUGGAAGUCCGCCCUGAUGUGCGUGAGCGGGAUGAGGUGGAGAUGGAGCUGCAGGUCCCAUUAGCUCAGGUCAGUCAGCAGCAGAAGCAGUCAGUGGUGAGGCAGCUGGCUGCGCUGUUGCAUGUGCUGGAUGAAGACAUCAAUAUGAAGGGCCUACAUGGGCAGUCUGAUAUCAGCACCGUUUUUAGGUUCUCAGUGCAGGGUUCUGAUGGGACGAUUCCUGGACCAAAACUGGCCCGUCUCCUCAGGUAUCAGCUUCUGAAGGAGAAGACAGAUUAUCUGCUUUUCAAAGUCCUCAGAGUGGACACAGUCAUGUGUUUGUUGCUUUGUUCUGGCCAUGGUCAGUGUGACCCUGUCACUCGAAGUUGUUCCUGUGAUCCUCUGUGGAUGGAGAACCCCUUUAAACACUUUCUUGAUGAUGAGAGCAACUGUGAUUGGAGUGUACUGUAUGUCACAGUCUGCUGUGUGGUGGUGGUCAUUUUUCUGGUGUCUUCAAGCUGGGCCUGGUGUAAAAGGAGCCGACGUACAAAAGUAAGAAAGAAAACCAAGUACACAAUACUGGACAAUAUGGAUGAACAGGAAAGAAUGGAAUUACGGCCAAAAUACAACAUCAAGCACAGAAGCACAGAGCACAACUCCAGCCUGAUGAUGUCAGAGUCUGAGAUUGAUAGUGACCAGGACACCAUCUUCAGUUAUGAGACAAUGGACAGGGCAAGAAACCGAGCUAACGGUGCCAUGAUGAAUGGAGACACGUACAGCUUGCGGCCCGUGGAAGGAUGAGACGUUCCUUUUCUCCGAAGGAAACUAUGUUGCACAGGGCUACUUUAGAUUCAGACUGGUAAAUCUUUACAGGUUACAGAGAAUAAAGUUUCUAAAGCGCACCGACGCUUGAAUGUAAAUAGUCUUUGUCAUUAUGCAAAGCCUAUUCUUUGAUUACAGGCUAAGACUUAUUUUACUCUUGCCUAGUUUAAUAACAGCUAGUGGGAAAACACCAAAACAUGCAAAUUAUUUUUUUAGGUAUUUGAUUGCAUGAUUUGGCCUAAAAAUAAAAAAACAUUCCUCUGCUGUCAUGCUGAUUAAACUAUAAACUAUUCCUGAAAUCUCCUUAAUUGAAUAUAACAUGAACUUUACAGUGAUCUUACAUUUGAUGGUUUUAAAGCAAAACAAGCAUCACAAAGCCACACUGAGUUCUGUUUGUGAAAAUUUCAAUUUUAAAUUGAAUGUAUUGGUAACUGAUGGUAUUGAUGACUCUCAUCAGUUGUCAGAUGCAGUUGAAUAUGAAUGAUGUUGGAUAUGAAUUCAGAUUUGAUCAGUUAGUAGAGUUAU
Tachysurus vachellii is the source of this 3872-nucleotide messenger RNA. RefSeq names its product KIAA0319 ortholog. Lineage: Eukaryota; Metazoa; Chordata; Actinopteri; Siluriformes; Bagridae. The record is from RefSeq and is a predicted model, not a curated record. Gene Ontology annotation, cellular component: cytoplasmic vesicle; plasma membrane. The transcript has 21 exons. The coding region runs from base 207 to 3326 and encodes 1039 amino acids.